This is a messenger RNA of Aethina tumida (small hive beetle), 861 nucleotides long. Its product is annotated as transmembrane protein 199. Bases 1 to 795 code for a protein of 264 amino acids. The record is from RefSeq and is a predicted model, not a curated record. The transcript has 2 exons. Gene Ontology annotation, cellular component: endomembrane system. Gene Ontology annotation, biological process: vacuolar proton-transporting V-type ATPase complex assembly. NCBI's taxonomy places the organism in Eukaryota, Metazoa, Arthropoda, Insecta, Coleoptera, Nitidulidae.
AUGGCUGUUAACGUGGGACAAAUUUCGAACCCCUCAAUAUUCAUAAAGCCUUCAAAACAGCUUCACAAAUACAUUCAAAAUGUAAAAGUUUCAGAUGAUAUGCCCUGGGGCAUAAAACAAUUCGUGUUCAAAAACAAAAUUGAAAGUGAACCCAGAAAACCCGAGAACAUCAAACAUUUCAUCAGUGAGAGGGAUCUGGAUUUUAUCGAGACCCUCGAGCUGAACUCCAGAAUUGAAAAUGUAGAUUUAAAACCCCCACCGAAAAAGCCGCAAACCGAAUCUAAAGAUAAGUUGUUAACGCUGCAGGAUUUGUAUUGGCUUUAUGACUACAUAAAGGAACUUGAUGAACAAAAAGUUUACCUUCACGAGUUGUUCGAAGGUUCGGAAAUUGUGCUGCCGAAGAAUGUUGAGGUACCGAGGAGCGCAGAGCUGGAGAAGCGUUGCCAGAAACUGAAGGCUGAGCAGCAGAACCGUGAAUACAACAUGAUGACCAAGAAUGUGGAUAACAAAAGGAGGCAACAUCCUGAGGACACGAUUUCAUACCAAUUGAAACAGAUGAACAAACAUUUGAUAGCGAUAGCUCAAUUUAUCUUCUCGGUUUUGGCCGGUUUCGCAUUUGGUUUUUUUGGUGUGGAGUUCCUGAUUGGAAAUCUAGAUUUUGGAUUCCGUCUGCUGUUGGGAAUUAUGAGUGCACUUACAAUUGCCUUAGCUGAAUUGUAUUUCCUGGCGAAAAAACUGAACGAGGAUCUGCAAUGGGAGGAGAGUACAAAGACCAAAGGAUUUAAAGUCGAUUGAUAUAUUUUAUUUUGUUAUGUUUAUAAUUUUUGCUUAAGUCAUAUAAUUAUAUCUUGAUAUUAAAUA